Capronia coronata CBS 617.96 is the source of this 4752-nucleotide messenger RNA. RefSeq lists its product as uncharacterized. The transcript has 2 exons. NCBI's taxonomy places the organism in Eukaryota, Fungi, Ascomycota, Eurotiomycetes, Chaetothyriales, Herpotrichiellaceae. The coding region runs from base 1 to 4752 and encodes 1583 amino acids. Gene Ontology annotation, cellular component: mitochondrion; cell cortex. The record is from RefSeq and is a predicted model, not a curated record. Gene Ontology annotation, biological process: dynein-driven meiotic oscillatory nuclear movement; establishment of mitochondrion localization; maintenance of protein location in cell cortex. Gene Ontology annotation, molecular function: phospholipid binding; tubulin binding.
AUGACUACUGCCGCAAUCGCAGGAACUGAAGGCACCUUGAAUAACAGCUUGCACGCGUCCAUGAACGACUUAUCCGAUCCAUUCGUGGAUGACUUCCAGCCACGACAUUCGUCACACGCCCACCGCUAUUCCAGCUUGGUGGAUCCUGACUCCAUUACGCUGGGCGCAAGCACAUCGCCGUCUCAGGCCAAACGGAGUAUAAUUGCGCAUCUCGCGGAGACGGAGCGGCGUCUUCACGAUGCUCAGAAGCUCGGAGAGUCUCUCCUGCUGCAGCAGUCGCAGCUCACGGAAAAGUUGCGGGAGGUGGAAGAACAGCAGGGAGAUGCCGAAAUCUCGCCAGAGUUGCGGCAGAGACUGGCCGAUCUAGAAAGAGAACAUGAUGAUGUUGGCAAAGAAAUAGCAAGAGCACUGCUGGGUCCCAAGUCAAGGGCAGUCAGUGGCGAAGAAAAGCCAGGGCCCGAACAAUCCACCUUCUCGAGCCAGGCUACUGCGUCUCCAACCAAGGUGACGGCUCCUAGCCGGCGUCAACGGAACCAACCCAGCAAUCGUGCUGGGGACUUGCAAUUCGCAGCCGACAUCAGCACAUCGCUUCUGGCACAAGUGAGACAACUGCAGGGCGCCGUAGCCGAACGGGAUGAACUCCUCAAACACGCCAAUGCCGAACGGGACCAGUUGGAACAGGACAGGCUUGUGUUUAUCCAGCGUUUGCGGGCUCUCGAUGAAAGUGAACAGAAAUAUAAGGAUGAAAACUGGAACCUCGAGACGCAAACGCAUGAGCUUUUGUCCGCGGCUCGCGAGGCUGCUGACCGCGAGAAAAGGCUGUCUGCUGCUCUCGCGGCUGCAGUGGCUGAAAAGAACCGGCUGCAAAGCGAGAUGGAUGAGAUUAGACUGGCUCACGAACAAUUGACCGAUGAACAUGCCACAGCGAAAAAGGCCCAUGAUUCCGAACUACACACUCUCAAGCGGACCAUAGAGAUGGGCGACGGCGAGAGAGCUUUGCUGCAAAGCAAGAUCGAGGAACUAACCGCCCAGAAUCACGAGCUGGCACGGGCAGUAGCUGCACGACUACGCAGCGGACAUACUGACACCGAGUUCUCCGCGGACCAGGAACAUGACGAGGACUUCAGAGACUACGAGGAGCUAGACAACUCGCCGCCUGCGUCGCCCACGAAAGCGACCCCCCGGCAUGGUGGCCUGGAAUCCGAGACUCUGAGGAGCUCAUUGCAUCACGCUCAUCGGAUGAUCCAAAAUCUGAAAAACAAUAUCCACCGCGAAAAGACGGAAAAGAUUGAGCUGAAGCGUAUGCUCCAGGAUGCUAGAGAUGAGCUCGAGCAACGACGUGGAGAUGGUUCGUUGGGUAGCGGAAACAAGCGACAGAAGACCAAAUCGGACGCGUUCAAGAAACCAGCCAGGCUUGAUAUGCUUGGAGGUAGUAGGCGUGCCCGCACUGAUGUCGAACUCGAGGAUGAUGACUGGGAAGAUCAUCUCGUGGACACCCCAACUCACCACAGACUUUUGACUGUGCCAGUCACGGCCCAAGGACCUACAACGGAUGUGAGUGAUGCCUAUCAAACCGCCAACGAGACAGAAGGCGCUUUCGAGACAGCAGACGAGCGCCAUGCCACGGAAAGUGAGGAUUUCCAGACUGGAGCAGAGAGUCUGGCAGGAGAGAGCACCGAUGACUUGACCGAGACGGAAGACACAGCUUCUCAUAUCCGGCGAAUGGCCCCUGGCCGAGUUCUCAGAUCGAGUCUCACAUUCAAACCACCUAGUGACAGGCAGUCUUAUAUUAGCACGGCCUCCACUUCUGCUGGAGAGGAUGAGGACGAGGUGAAGACUCCAGUUCUCGCUCAGUCACACAAAUUCCGCCUGAAGAAUGGAAGACAAUCCUUUGCACGGCAAUCAAGAGUGCCUACCGACAGCACACCCGCAAACCUCAUUUCAGAUGCUUUAUCCCAGGAGUCGCCCGCGACUAUCACCAGCGACCGCAGCCCGCCAACUGCUGAACAGAGCCUCUUUGCGGAGCUUGGUGGCUUGGACGACGCCUCUAGUUUCGGCACUCCAGGGAGAACUAGCAUUGCUUCUGUAGCAUCCACUCCCGGCUUCUCAACCUACACUCCUGGGAGCGAGACUGUGUUGCAGAGAGCACCGCUGGACACAGCAAAAACCUCCAUGGUGGACUCUAGCACGAUGACUGAGCCGUGGCAAGCAGAUGAGGAACAUCCCGCUCGUGCCCUGGUCGAUGCAGGCACAGUCAUGGAGCCGCCCUCUCCGGCCCAUGAGGAUAUGCGAACAUUGCUGCCGUCCGACUUUCCUUUGCCCCCCACGGUCCCAGCCUCCCCUGUCAAGAACAUGGAUAAUGGAACUCAAUACACGCCUCAGAGGACGUUACAAGACAGCCCAAUGAGAAAUACGGCCUUCAUUACGCCUCCCAAGACCGUAUGGGAUGAAGCUCAAAGUCCCGAGAAUUUGCACGCUAACAUUGCCUCUACUCCUCAUCCUGAAACACCUCGCCAGCUAGGCUAUUCGGGUCUUCUUAUGCAUGGCACCACCCCGAAGUCACCUGACAAUAUUACCUUGCCGCCGCAAGCGCUGGAGGUUUUUGGUUUCUCCGGCAUUCAAUCGCAAGCGACAGAACCAAUCCAAGCGGUGCCAUCACGAAAGUCUGUCGACAUUGGAAGCUCGCCGGAGAAAGAUUCAUCUGAGGUCUUGGCUCGUCCAACCGCAGCAGAAGCACUGGGCGCCACUGGCCUUCUUGCAUCUGCUGCAGCUGCUUUGGGUUUUGCCAAAUCCGCCGUUUCCGCUGCUCCUAACAUCGCUGAGGACGAGACAAGUGAACCUGAAAGACGCGCGGGCGACUUGCGAACCGAAGAGUUCCAGCCGCUGAAGGACAUAACUGGAAACAGGACUCCUGCCAGGACUGUCUCGCUACCCAAGUCCAAGCAGCAUGAACAGAAGGACACCCUGUCCCUGAUUUCCAGCAACGACCAAGGCUCACAAACGCUUCUGACCGCCGAACAGAUCGAGGAGGUGCUUCGUCGCAGAAGCAGUAUUCCUGUCUUGUUGCCUAGUGGUGGUGACGCUUCGGAGGUCACUGCACAUCCCCUCAGUCCAUUGACUCCUGCGGGAGGGAUGACUGCAUCUCAAACGGAACAAGGCGUUGCUCCCACCGUCUCAAAUGUAUCCCCUUCCAAGCGACCGUUAAGUGUGUCCAACCAACGACCCUCAAGCAGCAUGGCAUCACAUCCGCCUCUGCCACCUGACCAUAAGGCAGCAAUCGCUAAAGCUGGUGGCCGGGUUGCCUCGCCUAGCCGAGAACCAAGCCUCUCCAGCAAUGUACCGGUGGUCAUGGGACCACCUGCCUUCCCUGCAUCGGCAAUGCGGCGUCCAAAAACUCCUGGGGAAUCCAUCCGUUCUCCGACUCGUGAGAGCAAUGCACCCCGGACUUCCAAUGUUGGCCGGGGCCACCGUGGAACUGUCACGUCUCAGUUGUCUCAUCGUUCAUCUGUGUCCUCUUUUGCCUCGGAGAUUGACGAGCGUUUUAAUAUACACCCACAGACUGGACCUCAGAGCUUCGGCACAGACCCCAGAAUCAUUCAAGCCAUCACCCAAACCAUGAUUGGUGAGUUCCUCUGGAAGUACACACGAAAGGCAGGUCGGUCAGAGAUGUCUGAGACACGACAUCUCCGAUAUUUCUGGGUGCACCCUUAUACCAAAACUCUAUACUGGUCGGAUAAAGAUCCGCAGGCUGCCGGAAGGAACGAGUUAAAGGCGAAGAGCGUCCUUAUACAGAGUGUCCGAGUCGUACCAGAUGACAAUCCGAUGCCGCCAGGUCUUCAUAGAAAGAGUCUUGAAGUCAUUACUCCUGGCCGACGCGUGAGAUUCACUGCAACAACUGGCCAAAGACAUGAAACAUGGUUCAAUGCGCUCAACUACUUGCUGCUUCGGGGCGAUGAUAUACAUUCGGGUGCAUAUGCGACUGAUGGAGACCACAUCACUGGGGACGACUUGAACGAAUUCAACGUCAAUGCUGGGGGUUACGGGGCAACCCUUGCCCCCACUGGCAGUCGGAUGAGUCUCUCAAGCUACAAUUCCCGGACGACUCGUGGGACCAGUUCCAAUCGAGCCUCGGCUGCACAACGGCAACCAGCGGCUGUGACUGGGGUUGCCAACACGAGCGCGCCGCGUGCUCCCCAGGAGUCGGUUGCAUCUCGCACCGCGCCCAACUCGACUGUGCGAAGGAGCCGGGCCGAGCAAUCUCAAGAUGUGGAUCGGGAGCGUACUGUCAGGGCGAGUAGUGUAAGCCGAUUCUCUCGCAUGAUUGGGUCUGUCACCGGACGAAGCCGCAGGAUGAGCGAGACAGCCAAUGUCAACCCUGCUGGAGGUGCUCGCAGCGAAGGCGGCAGCAUUUACGAUGCCAGCGUCGUCAGCGACGGACGCAUUGACUCGGCAGAAGAACUUAGAAGGGAGAUGUUGAGGCAAGAAGAGAUCGGAUUCGGCGGUCUUGAGAAUGUCAGGGCUUGUUGUGAUGGCAAACACGACGUCUCGACACUCAGUCACAGUCACCGACAUGCCACGGGACACGGACCUCACCAUCGAGCACUGAGUAUGAGUAUGAGUAUGAGUUUGCGCGGGACUGCUAGACGAGGCGGGCCCGGAUCGACGCCUGGAAAGCCUGAAGCACCGGCCGCAACAGAAUAUGGCGCAACUGCCACACCUACCAGAUCCGGGAUGACCGCCGCAGCGACGUAA